UCUUCACUCUGCAGAAAAACACGAGUCUGUGGAGAAGGAAGCUCUCAUGUCUGAGCUCAAAAUGCUGACUCACAUCGGCCAGCACGCCAACAUCGUUAACCUGCUCGGCGCAUGCACAGAGACAGGACCCGUAUACCUGAUUUUCCAAUAUUGCUGUUAUGGAGACCUGCUGAACUACCUGAAGAAGAGCGGUGAUCGCUAUCACAAGUCUGUGACUGAUGCCUUCAGCAGGGACCGUUUCAGCAGCCUGUAUAGCAACCUGCAACCCAAGAAAAACUCCAAUGAGCUGGUAACAGCAACAGAUAACUACAUGCCCAUGCAUGGCGUCACCACCAGGGGGCAGGAGGACAUCGCUCUCAUCACCAUCAGCUCCAACGACAUGGAAGAGAUGUACGAGAGUGAAGACGAUCAGAUGGAGCAGCAGGCCCUCACCUUUGACGAUCUGCUCAGUUUUGCCUUUCAAGUGGCCAAAGGGAUGGAGUUCCUCUCCGCCAAGAAUUGCAUCCACCGAGAUCUAGCGGCUCGAAACGUGUUGGUAACAAAAGGCCGGCUGGUGAAAAUUGGAGACUUUGGGCUGGCUCGAGACAUCGACAAUGAUUCCAACUAUGUUGUGAGAGGAAACGUGCGUUUGCCAGUUAAGUGGAUGGCUCCAGAGAGCAUCUUUCAGGGGAUGUACACCAUGAAGAGUGACGUCUGGGCUUAUGGCAUUCUGCUCUGGGAGAUUUUCUCACUCGGCGUCACUCCGUAUCCAGGUGUCAAAGUGGAUCACACGUUCUACUCAAUGAUUGAGAGAGGAUUUAAGAUGGAGUGUCCAUACUAUGCCAACGAUUCUGUGUAUGGUAUCAUGUGCAAGUGCUGGGCUCUGGAUCCUAACAACCGACCAUCUUUUUCCAAGUUAGUGGACUUCAUGAGUGGCCAGCUGAUGGACAUGGAGGAAAAGCUCUACCAGAUCAUGCAAGACCAUGAUUUCAGCGACUAUCAGAAUGCAUCGACCAUUGGGGACAUUUCAGCACUGGUAAAAGAAAGCGAAACCAAGACAGCAGCAGCCAAUGACUACUGCAAAGCCAACCAGAGAGAGGAAAGCCAAGCUGAGGCAUUAAAGUCAGAGGAUGCAGGUGAAGACGAGGAGAAGGAGCCUCUGAAGCCGUCUAAUGGAGAGUGACCUUCAACUCAAGCUAAUUUAUCUACGGAAUAUAUAACAAUCUAUCUAUUCUACUCAUCAUAUCAUAUAUCAUCAAAGUAAUAUACUGGCUUUAUAUUCUUUCACAAAUAUUAUGAGCUUUUUAGAUUUAUAUUUGCUUGAUUUAGCAUUAAUUUAUGUAC
Molecule: messenger RNA, 1323 nt
Organism: Poecilia latipinna (sailfin molly)
Lineage: Eukaryota; Metazoa; Chordata; Actinopteri; Cyprinodontiformes; Poeciliidae
Product: fms related receptor tyrosine kinase 3
Exons: 9
Coding region: 47-1162 (371 amino acids)
Biological process (GO): positive regulation of kinase activity; multicellular organism development; protein phosphorylation
Cellular component (GO): plasma membrane; signaling receptor complex
Molecular function (GO): transmembrane receptor protein tyrosine kinase activity; growth factor binding; ATP binding
Source: RefSeq, a predicted model, not a curated record